AUGUUUGGGAAACAAGACAAAAUGGACGUUAGAUGCAAUUCAGAGGCUGAAGCGAACCGGGUCUCGAAGAACGGACAUAAAGAGGGCAAGGAAAGCAAAGGGUCUGAAGGAAAUAUUUCUACUUCUUUUUUGAAGGAUCAACAAGGGACUUAUUCUGCCUCGGCGGUUUCGGAAGAUUGUAAUAAAAGUAAAUCUAGUUCUGCAGACCCGGACUAUUGCAGGAGGAUCCUAGUUAGAGAUGCCAAAGGUUCAAUAAGAGAGAUUAUUCUGCCUAAAGGACUUGAUCUGGACCGCCCCAAACGGACCCGAACGUCUUUCACCGCGGAGCAGCUGUACCGGCUGGAGAUGGAGUUCCAGAGGUGCCAAUACGUGGUGGGACGGGAAAGGACCGAACUGGCCCGGCAGCUCAAUCUUUCGGAAACUCAGGUAAAGGUCUGGUUCCAGAACAGGCGCACGAAACAGAAAAAGGACCAAGGCAAAGACUCGGAGCUGAGGUCCGUGGUGUCGGAGACCGCCGCCACCUGCAGCGUCCUCCGGCUCCUGGAGCAAGGCCGGCUGCUCUCCCCGCCGGGACUGCCCGGCCUCCUGCCCCCCUGCGCCACCAGCGCCUUGGGCUCCGCGCUGCGGGCGCCCAGCCUCACCAUCGGCACCACGGGCACCACCAGCUCAGGGACCGCGGGCGGCUCCCCGCACCCGCCAGCGGUGAGCAGCGCGGCUGGGCCCCCUCAGGCUGCGGGACUCCACGCCUCGCCCAGCGCCGGCCAUAACCUCUUCAGCCUGCCGGUGCCCACCCUCCUGGGCUCGGUGGCCGGCCGCCUGUCCUCUAAUCCCUUGACAAUGGCCGGAUCUCUGGCAGGAAACCUGCAGGAACUGUCAGCCAGGUACCUGAGCUCCUCUGCCUUCGAGCCCUACUCCAGGACCAACAAUAAAGAAGGCGCUGAGAAAAAAGCCCUGGACUGA
Molecule: messenger RNA, 960 nt
Organism: Terrapene triunguis (Three-toed box turtle)
Lineage: Eukaryota; Metazoa; Chordata; Testudines; Emydidae
Gene: VAX1
Product: ventral anterior homeobox 1
Exons: 3
Coding region: 1-960 (319 amino acids)
Biological process (GO): brain development; neuron differentiation; regulation of DNA-templated transcription
Molecular function (GO): DNA binding; DNA-binding transcription factor activity, RNA polymerase II-specific
Source: RefSeq, a predicted model, not a curated record